AUGGCAAAUAGAUGUAGUAAGGAAACUAGUCAGCUUUAUAGCAGACGUGAUAACUGGGAUGAAUAUUACUCAACAGCUAAUUUGUGUUAUAAAGAAAUGAGAGGACUAUCUUACGGAAAGGAAGAAGGGGAAAUUUCUGAUAAUGGAGAUGAUUUAAGUUGUCACUCCUGCAUUACAGCAGAGCAGUUGCAAUGUAUAGGGAGCAGUGAGUUUAUGGUCGAAUUAUUAAAGAACAAACAUCUUAGACAAAUGUUAAACGAUAUUAAUACAGCAGUUAAUCCUGAUGAAGCUUUAGCAAAAGCCAUGAACAUACCAAUUUUUGAGGAGUUGGCUUGCGAAUGUCUUUGUAUAAUUGCAAAUGAUUGA
Messenger RNA from Trichoplax adhaerens, 366 nucleotides. RefSeq lists its product as uncharacterized. Gene Ontology annotation, molecular function: protein binding. The record is from RefSeq and is a predicted model, not a curated record. The transcript is spliced from 4 exons. NCBI's taxonomy places the organism in Eukaryota, Metazoa, Placozoa, Uniplacotomia, Trichoplacea, Trichoplacidae. Bases 1 to 366 code for a protein of 121 amino acids.